AACGUCGGGCAUGAUGGAGUCCAUUUAACCUAGCCCAACUGCGAUGCGGUCGUUUCUCAAGCGCAUCAACCUUUUAACCAUUAAUUAAAGUUCACAAAUAAUUGUACUACAAAUAAACAAGCAAAAACUAAGUGGUCGCAUGUGCACAAGUUUGCCUCGUGCGUACAAUUGUUGUUGCGACAAUCCGUGAAUUGAAUGCUCUCGCGUCCGAUCAUCAAUAGACAGAAGCGGGGUGCAGAUAUAGUGAAUCCGUCGAAGACGGGGACGGGGACGACGACGAAGAUGAGUGCGACGCCGAUGAUGAUGCCGUCGAAAAUGUGGAACUCCGACUCGUGGAAGGAUAAACAGGGAAAAGCCGAAUUCAUCAAGCUAAUCAAGCUAAAGCACAAGGAAGGCAAAGUAGCAGAAUGGAGAAGGGGAUUGUACGAACUGUUAUUGAGUGGAAUUUAUGGAAGUUCCAACAGAGAUGGAAUUGUCACGAUGUUACGUGAACUUGUGACAGUUGAUGGUUCAAUACCUUCAGCUAUUGUUGAUCUUUUUACGCUCAUUGAUACAGAAGUUCAGGGAGAAAACAGAAGUAAUUUUUACUUCAUUGUGAGGGAAUCGGAAAAGUUCCUGACAGACAAAAUUUUAAAGGAACGUCUUGAUACCGAUACUCUUCAAGAUGUUGGAACUUUGAAGAAUUUAAACUUUCAAACAAAGUUUAUCAAAGUUAAGACAAAGCUUUAUUACAAACAAAAAAAGUUCAAUCUUUUCAGAGAAGAAAGUGAAGGUUACUCAAAACUUAUUGUUGAACUUAAUCAAGACCACAAAGUUACGGAGGUUGAUUCAGUUUUAGAAAUUGUCAAGUCCCUUAUUGGAUAUUUUAAUCUCGACCCUAACAGAGUCCUCGAUAUCAUACUUGAAACUUUUGAAAACAGACCACAAGACGAUUCGGUCUUUAUUCCUCUUAUUCGCUCCUACAUGAGCGAUCGUCAAGUUUUGUGUGAAGUUUUAGGAUUCAAGUAUUGCUCUACCACUGAAGCAACACCGUUCUCCUUACACAAGCUUACGGCCUUAAUGCUACAACAUGAAGUUAUCAUGUUAGACGAUAUACUACCUUGGCUCGUUCCCGACGAUAAAAUAAUCAUACGAGACUAUGAUAACAAAAUGAAAUUGGCCAAAGAGUAUGUUAAAAAAAUGAGCGUCAUUUCAACAAAAGAGAAGGAAGAUGAAAAUGUUGAGAAAGAAGUUACUCCGGACAAGAGUACCAACAAUCAAAAGUUUGGACUUUGUGAAGCGCUUUUAGAGGUAGGAGCGUGGAAUGUGGCUAUGCAAAUGUUCAACCGAUUCCCCGACUUCAGUCUAACGGAACAAAAACCAAUAGCGCUAGCUCUGUGUAAGAUCAUCCAUGCCCUCAUUGAACCAGUUUACAGGAAACACUGCAUAAUCCAUCCAAAACUACCAGGGCGUAAAGUGCCACCUCUGAAGAGUCCGCUUGCUCCAAAAGCCUUAAGCCAACUGGAAGACAUACAUGACAACCUCCUUCCCAUGUUGGUGGUACUUGGUCCAAACCUGCAUUACGAUCCCGUGCUCAUGUACAAAAUAAUGCGCCUGAGUAACGCCGCAAUAAAGCAGUGUAAUCUCGACUCCAACAAGCUUCCCAUUGGCAAGGAUGUCACUCUCUACUGCGACGUAAUCACGAUCCUCGACGUGGCUCUCCUACCCUCUCUGUCUUUCAUGGACUGCAACUGCUGUGUAGCCGAAGAAAUCUGGAACAUCCUCAAGUACUAUCCCUACCAGAACCGUUAUGCGCUCUACGCGAGAUGGAAGAACGAUACGCCGAACCAGCAUGCGGCGCUCCUGAAGAAACGUGCCGAUGCACAGAAGAAAAUCAAGAACGUGGUAAAGAGAGUGAGCAAGGAAACAAUCAAGCCAGUGGGCAGAUCCAUUGGCAAGCUGACUCACUCGGCACCCGGUGUACUGUUUGACUACGUUCUCGUUCAAAUCCAGCUCUAUGAUAACUUGAUAGGUCCUGUGGUCGAUUCCCUGAAGUAUCUCACCAACGUAUCUUACGACGUUUUGGGGUACUGCCUAAUAGAAGCACUUGUGGGAGCCGAGAAGAACCGCUUCAAGCAUGAUGGAACUAGUAUAUCUCUCUGGUUGCAAUCGCUCGCUUCUUUCUGUGGAGCUAUUUUUAAGAAAUACAACAUUGAACUCAUGGGACUACUGCAGUAUGUAGCCAACAUGUUGAAGGCUCAAAAAAGUUUGGAUCUUCUAAUUUUAAAAGAAAUUGUUCAAAAAAUGGCAGGCAUUGAAGCAUCUGAAGAACUAACAGCAGAUCAACUUGAUGCCAUGGCUGGUGGCGAUUUGUUACGUACUGAAGCUGGCUAUUUCAGUCAAGUACGAAACACCAAAAAAUCAUCUCAACGGCUCAAAGAAGCUCUAUCUGAGCAUGAUUUAGCGGUAGCGCUAUGCUUACUAAUGGCUCAGCAAAAGCAUUGCGUUGUUUACCGAGAAACGGAACAAUCUCACUUGAAACUAGUUGGGAAAUUGUACGAUCAGUGUCACGAUGCACUAGUUCAAUUCGGUACUUUCCUGGGGCAAACCAUGACGGUGGAUGAAUACGUUGAAAGGCUGCCAACAAUUCAUUCUAUGCUCCAAGACUACCACAUUCACUCAGAUGUAGCAUUUUUCCUUGCUAGGCCGAUGUUUACUCAUGCCAUCAAUAUCAAGUACGACGCGUUACGCAAAGCAGAUCCCAACUACAAAAAAAUGUCGUCAUCAAUCAAACAAGCCAAGUAUGCAGAAGCUGCUCAAGCUGUGAUGGCUCCAGUCGCCCUGUCAGUGCGUCCACUGCACCCUGCUAAAGUCUGGGAAGAUGUUUCUCCGCAAUUUUUGGUAACGUUCUGGUCAUUGUCGAUGUACGACUUGUAUGUACCCGUUGACAGCUAUCAGCGUGAGAUCAACAAGCUGAAACAACUAGCCUUGCAAGCUGCUGAUUCCAAAGACAUGACUGCAAGCAAAGGAAAGAAAGAGCAGGAAAAGUAUACGGCUUUAAUAGAAAAACUACAAGAUGAGAAAAAGAAGCAAGAGGAGCAUGUUGAAAAGGUUCACGCCUAUUUGAGGCAGGAAAAAGAUUCUUGGUUUUUGUCAAGGAGUGCAAAGUCUGCAAAGAACGAAACGAUAACACAGUUUUUACAGCUGUGUCUUUUUCCUCGAUGUACUUUCACAACUGUGGACUCGAUGUAUUGUGCCAAGUUUGUCCAUACCAUCCACUCUUUGAAGACUGCAAACUUUUCUACGCUUCUUUGCUAUGACAGACUAUUUUGUGAUAUCACUUACUCAGUAACGUCAUGCACGGAAAACGAGGCAAACCGUUACGGCAGAUUUUUAUGUGCCAUGCUUGAAACUGUCAUGAGGUGGCACUCUGAGAAAGCUAUUUUUGAUAAAGAGUGCAGUAAUUAUCCAGGUUUUGUUACCAAAUUCCGUGUAAGCAAUCAAUUUUCAGAAGCAAAUGACAUGGUUGGAUUUGAAAACUACAGACAUGUCUGUCAUAAAUGGCACUAUAAAAUCACAAAGGCAAUAGUUGUGUGCUUGGACUCGAAAGAUUACGUACAGAUAAGAAACUCAUUGAUUAUACUCAUCAAAAUCUUGCCACAUUUCCCGGUCUUGACCAAGCUUUCUCAAAUUCUCGAGCGAAAAGUUGAUAAAGUUCGUGAAGAUGAACGUAACAAAAGACAAGAUCUCCAUGCUUUAGCCAUUUCGUAUUUUGGUCAAUUGAAAGCCAGAGGACCGCAUAUGAUCCCUGAAGUAGACUUUCACCACGUUAGUGACAAAGCGGCUAAAUCAUCUGAAGCAGCAAAAGCAACAGCAGCAAACUCUGAAUCCAAUGCAGAAAAAGUUACAAAUGGCGUAGCUGUAAAAGAAGUAAACAACACUGAUUCUCGUCCUGAGAAGGAUAGCAAGGAAAAACGACCAGCUGUUCCUACCAAUCAAUCUGAUAGUUCUGACAAAACUAAAAAGAGAGAAGGUAGUCGAGAAGAAUCAGAGAUCCGAGAGAAAUAUUCCAAGAAGGACGAUUACAAGGAAGAAGAUUCAAGUGACAAAAAGGAUAAAAAGUAUUAUAAAGAUGAGCAUUAUUACAGUGGAAAUACAGACAACUUUGACAGAGAUCUCUCCAGUGUUUCAAACAGCAGCACAAGCUCAGGGCCAACAGCUGACGCAGAUCGAGAUCCCAAGCGAAGGAAAAUUGAAAACGCUCCUAGGGAAACAAGACGACCGGAAACAACUUCCGAUAAAAAAGACCGUGGUUCAUCUAAAACCAAAAUAAGGGAGGAGUCAAAAGAAGUACGAAAAGAGAAGAAAUUGGGCCGGAAAAGAGAUCGAGAUGAUUUGAUAGUUCCAGCAGAACAAAAGCGAAGGAAAGAUGACGAUAGGGCAAAGGGAACUCAUCAGAACGGAGACAUGCCUGAAUAUAGAGACAAACACCAUUAUACUAAGUUGACAAAUACGUCCGCCUCCAGUGCAUUCGAUAAGACGAAACGGCAGACAAUGACAAGAAAAAAUAUAGGAAAAAUCGCCGUACGCGAAGGACCGAACACAAGAGCGCGAGGGCCGCGAAACCCGUGACAAACAUAGGAGAAGCACCGAUCCCAAGAGAAAAUAGUGGAUGUGGCGAAUGGGAUUUGAUUUAUAUUUUAUAUUGCUACGUUUCAAUGUUAUAUGUAAUUUAGAGUUGAGCAAGUAAAAAAAAAAAAAAAAAAAAAAUAAACC
Molecule: messenger RNA, 4755 nt
Organism: Copidosoma floridanum
Lineage: Eukaryota; Metazoa; Arthropoda; Insecta; Hymenoptera; Encyrtidae
Gene: tho2
Product: THO complex subunit 2-like protein
Biological process (GO): mRNA export from nucleus; mRNA processing
Cellular component (GO): THO complex part of transcription export complex
Molecular function (GO): mRNA binding
Source: RefSeq, a predicted model, not a curated record